GUGCAGUAUACGGUGUGGGGAGAGGAAACGGAAUUUUGGCAAAAUGUUUGGAAUUUAUAUCGUAGAUAACGAAAAUAAUCAAUACGAAGUCGGUGUUUUACUGAUUACAGAGAAGGUGCAAAAUAUAGUUUCUUCGGAAAAACAUUAGGAAGUUGAUAGACUGACUUUCUUCAUUUCAUAAUUACUUUAUCUUUGUACUUGGAUGUCCGUGUUCAGAGUUACAGAGAUUUAUAGAUACAUUAACCUCAAGUUAUGUUGAUCAACUCCCCAAGUGCGUUUAAUUCAUUGGGCUGUUGUGAAUAUAUUGGCAAGUCAUGUUGAUCAACUCCCCAAGAGUGGCUAAUCCAUUGUGCUGUUGUGAAUAUAUUGACAAGGAUGGCAGGAGGAAUCACAUCCUGGCUUGUUGCUGCAACUGCGUGGAAUUAGACAAAGCAGUAGACAAAAUAUGCUGCUGCCGUAGUGAAGGACAUCUUUCGUGUGAUCGUGUGCUGCUGUCUAUGAUGGAUAGAUUACGCUUUCCAUGGCUUGGUGGGGCCAUCCAAAUAUCCUGUGAUAUACUACUACCUGUGGUGUUUUUACCCUGUCUUCUUGCAUUUGCUGCUCUUGGCUUUUCAUGUACAGUCAUUGCCUUUUUAUCAUUACCACUUCUUGCUUUUCAACUUAAACAAGGCAAUUUUCGACUUACCCAAAGCUCUAGGUUCUGUGUCGCAUGGACAUAUAGUUCCUUUGCUCUUAAUUUCCUUAUAUACGAGCUGUUGGUUGUUCCAUUCCUAGAGAUCAGCCCGCUAGAAAAUUGGGUUGUUAUUUUGACGUUUUGGGCAUCAUUAGCUCUUCUUCUGAAAGUACAAACAUCUAGAGACUCUCUAAAUAUACCUGGUGAUGUUGAGAGUGUUGGAUCUAAUUUGUGUAUUACAAAGACAGUCACUUGUAAUGUCUGUGAAAAUUAUAUUUUGCCCAGGAUGGCACAUUGUGCAAUCUGUCAGAAAUGUGUUCCAGGGCGUGAACUUCAUUGCUUGUGGUUUGGCUGUUGUAUUGGCUCUCACAAUCUGCGCUGGUUUAUGAUAUGCCUCAUUUUGAUGACUUUUAAUCUACUGUACAGUUCAAAUCUCAUCCUAACAACAGUAUGUCGUCCGUACAGAGCUUUUGGUUCUCUUUUGCUGCCUGAAGAUUGUAGCGAAGUUUAUUAUGAAUUCAGAUUUGCCCUUUGUUUUGUCAGUGGAUUAUACUCAUUGAUGAUGUCUGUUGUUUCAAUCUUUUCCUUUCUUAGACAGUGUUUGUUAAUUUCCUUGGGAUUGACUGGCAAUGAAUGGAGGACCAUGCCUCUUUCUCAUUUACUGAGUUUAGGAAUUACUGCCCCUCGACCUUAUAGUCAUGGAAUCCUGAAAAACUGGUUUUAUUUCUUUGUCCGCUGUAGAGCUCAACAAUAGAAAAUUUUGAAAGUAUGAGCUUUAUAUCAAUUUUGUUAUUUGAUGUGUCGCUACUACACUUUCUAACUUGCCUUUGCUGAGACUGAUGGUUUCACUGACGGCGCACUGCAAGGUAUUUGUUCUUUAGUAUCCUAAGUCUUACUAGUAUAUUUCUGAAAACAUAUCUUCACUAUCUUAUCUUCAGCACUAUUUAAAUUUCAUAAAGAAUUAAUCUUAAAAUAAGUUGCAUUCUGUGAUUUCAUUCUCCCUUUAUUAUAAAAUAAAAUGUGUGUACUGAAUGUAUGUAUGUACUUCUAGCAAGGGGUACAUCACUUGGUUCAGUCAGUGUUCAGAUCUCCCACAAGUCAUUUUCCCAGCCGUAUUCAGUCACUUCCCGUCAUUUUGUCUCUUAGUUUUUCAGUUGUGUCUACGCACCAAACCUAUGCAUUUCACUGUGCAUAAACCUGGAAGAAAAUAGCUUAGUCCAUGCAUAACUUUUUAGAAUUUGUUCAUAGCUCUAUACAAAGUAGGCAAAUAAAUGUCUGUUUAAAAUUCUGCAAAUUUAUGCACAGCUAGGUGUUAAUAAAUUUGUUUGCAGGCAAUGUCUACAAGUAUUAUCCAGAGUUCUUCCCUUUGCAAACCCAGUCACAUCCAAGCACAUAUUCAAGCUUAUGACCUCUAGUCUGUGUGCACUCAUUUCCACUGUGAUGUACCCCAUGACUUUUUAUAUUGGCUCAAUUUGCACUGUUGUUGAGAGUGUUAUCAUGUUCAUGUAAGAUUCCAUUCGGGUAGAUUCUGGAGGGUCGGUCCCCUGUGUAGAGGGUCCCCCCUGAAUUUUUUAUUGUUUUUUUAAUAGUUUUCAUUAAAAAAUGAGUUUUAAACAAUUUAAUAUUAAUAAAAUAUUAAAACAUUGUUUAUAACUAAUUUUAAAGGAAAGAGUGAACUACAAAUUUGUCAUAUUGCUUCCUAAUGUGCUGUAUCUUAUACUCUUGCUCCUGACAUGGGUGUUUCUUGCUAGUUCUGAUCUAUCUAGCCGAUAGCCGGCUAUGAAAAUUGAGUGUAGUGUUCUCAAUUCCGUACAACUUUUUCUGGAGUGUAGAAAAGUUGCACUCUUUCAUCAUAAUGUCAAACAAAAGUGUUAUGGUAUUCCCCUUGGAUACAAAAGGGCAGAGUCCAAGUGUCCAUAGCCAGGUGAAAUAUACUUUUAAUACACAGUCAUUAGAAUUGGAGGAGAUAGGCCGAAGGUCAGUUGUACUUGGUUCCGUCCUUCAUAUCUGAUAAUAGAUCUGUUCAAACCUGCGUUGCACUGGGUGCUUUUGUAUGAACAAAUAUAGUCCUGCACAUGAUGUACCCAAAAGAAACAGAUCAACAUUUUGUUUGACUUUUGGAUGUGUUAAGCACUUUGUAAGUGUGCAACAUUUUAACACUUCAGAAAAAGUGCUACUGAAUUAAGAACAAAGCCACUCAUUCUCCUAGCCAGAUGUCUACUAGACAAAUCGCAAUUGACAAUUAACACUCAUGUUGUGUGCAAGAGUGGAAGAAACAGAACAUUCGGAAGCAGUAUGGAAAAUUUCUCGACACCUGAAGCCUUUGAAAACAUUUCUGAACAAUAUUUAAAUAUUUAAUUAGUAUUUGCCAUUUGCACACUACAAACUAAUUUUAUAGUUAAAAUAAUAAAAUAUUAAGGGGGGACUCUCUAGACAGGGGACCCUCCAGAUGCUUCCCUUCCAUUCCAUGUCUCUUUUAAGUAUCUUUCUAUUGUUUAGUACUUAAAAUAUUGUUUUUUGUAGCGCUUUUGCUGUUGUGUAGGUUGGCCAUCUGUUAAAUUCUUCAAUAAGUCUAGUCUCUAGUGACAAUGUUGUGCACUCAGUUUCUUUAGGUAAAGUUUAGAGAAGAAUGGAUCAAGAGGGAAGUGGGCGGCCGUUCACAAAUAACGUCACGCUUAUUUGGACAAUAUUUUGACCCCACGGCCCCCAUUGUCGCAGUUAGUCACGAUUUUGCCUCACCCUACUCGCAUUAAGGGGGUAACGCGAGGGGUCGACCACUCAUAUUUUUGGUGUACAUGGUGUACAAUAUUUUGUGGAAUAUCUGAAAUAUUUUUGGAAUAUUUGGAAUACUUUUGGAAAAUCUAGAAAUUUUGAGUGGAAUACCCGGAAUUCUUUUGGAAUACCUGGAAUAUUUUUUGGCGGGAAUAUCCAAGGUCUACCCCUCGGGGUGAAGUCACAGACUAGUGAUCUAGUGACGUUACAUUUCCUCAGUGAUUCACCGGAUGGCGCCGGAUGGCGCGCCUCGUUCGAAAUUGAUGAUUGUUUUCACCGCGCGGAGUGAGUAACGGUGUGACGUCACAGGGAUCACAAACGUAACCCCCCCCCCCCGUUGUCACAAUAACUGGUCACAGAUUCGCUUACCGCACCCACCCCUCCUAAAACUGUGAUGUAUUUUCUGAAUGGCCCCUCAGUGAGUGUACUGUCUUUUAUGUAGAUAUUAUACGUGAGAGCGAUGUUGCCGCGUUAAGAUGGAAGACCAGUAGUUGUUUAAUGUUUUGGUGAAAAUAGUCGUAAUUUUGGUCUUCGUCUUCACGAGACUAGAAAAGCGUACUUAAAUUCAAGUGUGAGGGUCCGACAAGUCCGAAGAGUGUGGAAUGCACGCGUUUAGGAAUCCCCGCCUCGCGAGGACUACAAACAUGGGGUUAUCAUUGGAGUAUGAUACCUUUUAAAAUUGUUGCAUAUCUGUGUUCCUCUAGUCGUGUAACUCUAUCUUUUUCUUAAUAAACUUUUUUGCGUUGAAGUUUUA
Molecule: messenger RNA, 4199 nt
Organism: Frankliniella occidentalis (western flower thrips)
Lineage: Eukaryota; Metazoa; Arthropoda; Insecta; Thysanoptera; Thripidae
Gene: GABPI
Product: palmitoyltransferase ZDHHC23
Exons: 4
Coding region: 315-1427 (370 amino acids)
Biological process (GO): peptidyl-L-cysteine S-palmitoylation; protein targeting to membrane
Cellular component (GO): endoplasmic reticulum; Golgi apparatus
Molecular function (GO): protein-cysteine S-palmitoyltransferase activity
Source: RefSeq, a predicted model, not a curated record